AAAGGACAAAUGUGGCAUAGGAUUUGAAUAUUUGUUUGGUUUAUUUCCUCCCUCCCUCUAACUUGUAUUUAUAUAGACAACCACAACAACAAUAACAUUGAGAAAAAGAAAAGAAAGAAAGGGGUAUUGCCAGAGCAGCAGCUAAUUGCACUACUGCAAAAUACACACUUUCUUCGUUUUUUGGAGCCCUAGUAACAACACUCUGUUAGAAAUAGCGGCUCGAAGUUAAGUGUGAAAGUCCGUUUCGGGUCGAGGAGAGUGGAGAUGAAUAUAUCACCAUCACAAUGCAAUAGUGGGUGUGAAUCUGGAUGGACAAGUUACUUAGAUGAGUCCUCCUAUCUUUCUCAAAGUCAGUUCCAAAAACCUGGGGGUUUUGCUGAUUAUGUGGAGACAAAAGAAGAAGAAGAUCUGUCGAUGGUGUCUGAUGCUUCUUCUGGACCUCCACAUUACCACGAAUUUGAUGAAGACUGCGUGUACGAAAACAGGUCUUCCUUUUCGGUUUCGUGGGGUUCCAAGUUGGGAAAGAAGGGCAAGAAGAAAAGCAAAGGAAGUGGCAGCCGAGAACAACACCUUGAUGACACUGCUAGCUCCCCAGUCCUCAACUACUCCAAGAAGAAGUUGAGUGCUAAUUUCCCAAAGGAUGAAUCUUCAAUGCAGAAUGUAUUGGAUUACUCUGAGGGUUUUUCUGCAACACAUAUAAAGGGAAAAUCUGCAUUGCUGCAGCACUUUGGUUUCUUCAAGUCAUCUCUAGCCAAAAGUCCAGCUUCACAAAAACCAGGUGAUUUCCAAGGAGGAAGUUGGGAGUGAUAUAUAAGGCGAUGACAGGAAUGAAGUAUCUCAUUUCAUCUGCUGCAGUUGUGGAGAUAAGAGAUUGGGAAACAAACAAUGUAAAAGAUAGAAGGCAAUUAGAUCCCAUGGGAUCUUGUUCCUUGCUUUUUUUGCUACCUUUUUUCCAAUCAAUUCCAUUUUAUUUCUUCUUGUCAACGCUGUAGGAAACAACCUAAGGAACACAAAAAAUAUUAUUAAAUUUUCGGCC
Pyrus x bretschneideri (Chinese white pear) is the source of this 1036-nucleotide messenger RNA. RefSeq names its product protein SOB FIVE-LIKE 5. The transcript has 4 exons. Gene Ontology annotation, biological process: cytokinin biosynthetic process. The record is from RefSeq and is a predicted model, not a curated record. NCBI's taxonomy places the organism in Eukaryota, Viridiplantae, Streptophyta, Magnoliopsida, Rosales, Rosaceae. Bases 265 to 807 code for a protein of 180 amino acids.